UUAACAAGGAAAAAUGUGUUCACCAGCAAACAUCAUGAUGCUGAACAUCGGUGGAACUGUAUUCCAUACUUCCAAGGCAACUCUCACCGGAAUCAAUGGGUUCUUCAAAAUGCUGUUGGAGAGUGACAUUCCUCUCCAUAAAGACGAAUCCAAUUGUAUUUUCAUCGACCGCUCGCCGAAACAUUUCGACGUAAUCCUAAACUUUCUGAGAGAUGGUGACGUGGAUCUUCCUGAACUAGAGAAAGAGGUCAAAGAAGUAAGGAGAGAGGCCCAGUUUUACCUGUUGGAUGGUUUAGUCUAUUUGUGUAAUUGGAAAUUGAACACAGCAAUUCAUGUAUUAAAAAACGACACUGAGAAAUUGGAGUUUCAAAGGAAAAACGACAAGCCACGACUUUUGAUUAAGUAUGGAGAUAUAAACGAUGUAGUUGAGUACUGGAGAUUACGUUUCAAUAUACCGGAAAUCUUGGAAAAAUACGGAAAUAAAUUGCACAUUGCUUUUCAAAUCGAAUCAAAUAUAUGUCACUCAACACUUCAAUUCAAGGAAAAAAUACGAAUACUCACUAGACAUCCAACAGAAGAUCCAUAUGAAGAAUUCACAGGGUUUGUAGAUGAGUUUCUUGCUGAAAUUGUUGCUGAUUCUCGGGAUAAUGAAGAUGAUAGUGCGAAUAGUGAGGGUGAUGCUCACAAUCAGGACGCAGCACUUAUAUAAAUGGAGAACGUAUGUAUAUAUUUUACUUUCAGUCUCUAAUUUCUUUGAAUAAACACUAUAUAUGCUCA
This is a messenger RNA of Caenorhabditis elegans, 777 nucleotides long. It is a transcript of the gene C40A11.3, whose product is annotated as BTB domain-containing protein. The transcript has 5 exons. Lineage: Eukaryota; Metazoa; Nematoda; Chromadorea; Rhabditida; Rhabditidae. The record is from RefSeq and is marked reviewed. The coding region runs from base 14 to 709 and encodes 231 amino acids. Gene Ontology annotation, biological process: protein homooligomerization.